Ipomoea triloba (trilobed morning glory) is the source of this 3093-nucleotide messenger RNA. RefSeq names its product glutamate receptor 3.2-like. NCBI's taxonomy places the organism in Eukaryota, Viridiplantae, Streptophyta, Magnoliopsida, Solanales, Convolvulaceae. Bases 109 to 2838 code for a protein of 909 amino acids. Gene Ontology annotation, molecular function: glutamate-gated receptor activity. The record is from RefSeq and is a predicted model, not a curated record. Gene Ontology annotation, cellular component: plasma membrane. The transcript is spliced from 7 exons.
CAAGUUAUCAUAUAAUGUUUCUUGUGUCUUCUGCACUUGGACUUGCUGACAUUCUUUCCAAUAAAAACAAGUUUUCUUUCUUCUAUCAAUUCCUGGAAAAUACGAACUAUGAAAUGGAUAGUUGUCACAUCUCUGCUCCUUAUUGGAAGGGUAAUUUGCAGAGAAGAUGGUGAUGAUGUGAACAUUGGAGCCAUUUUUUCAUUUGGGACAACUAAUGGGCAAGUAGCGAGAAUUGCAAUGUCUGCUGCAGUGAAAGAUAUCAAUUCUGACCCAACUAUCCUUGGAGGAAGAAAGCUCAAUCUCUAUAUGCACGAUUCGAAUUACAGCGGAUUCCUUGGAAUUGUGGGAGCAAUGAAGUUCCUGGAGACUGAUACAGUAGCUAUCAUUGGCCCCCAGAGCUCUGUAAUGGCCCAUGUGCUUUCCCAUUUCGCAAAUGAACUCCAUGUCCCGUUUCUAUCCUUCACGGCCUUGGAUCCCACUAUCUCCCCUCUGCAGUAUCCCUAUUUCAUUCAAACCGCGCCCAAUGAUCUGUUCCUCAUGACCGCUGUGGCGGAUAUGGUUAGUUACUUUGGUUAUAGUGAGGUGACUGCCGUCUUCUCUGAUGAUGAUCAAGGCCGGAAUAGCAUCACGGCUCUGGGGGAUAAGCUUUACGAGAGGCGGUGUAAGAUUUCUUACAGGGCGAUACUCCCACCUGACCCCUCGGCCACUCGCCAGGACAUUAAGGAUGAACUGAUGAGGGUGAGGUUGAUGGAGAGCCGAGUAAUUGUUGUGCAUACAUUAUCCUUAACGGGUAUUCUUGUGUUUGAAGUGGCCCGGGAUCUUGGGAUGAUGACAGGUGAAUAUGUUUGGAUUGCCACUUCUUGGCUUUCCACUUUCUUGGACUCUUCUUUAGCUCCAAUUUCCACCCGAGUUGCCAAAACUAUGCAGGGGGUCCUUACUCUCCGCCCUUACAUACCAGAUUCCAAGAAGAAAAGGGAUUUUUCUUCCCGGUGGAGCCAAUUAAGCAAUGGCUCUGUUGGGUUGAAUCCUUACGGUCUAUACGCUUACGACACGGUUUGGAUGAUCGCCCGGGCUGUCAAACAGUUGCUCAACGAUGGCGGGGUUAUCUCCUUCUCUGAUGAUUCCAGGAUGAACAGCUUUAGGGGAGGGGCACUAAACCUUGAUGCCCUAAGCAUCUUUGAUGGUGGGGAGCAGCUGCUAAACAACAUUCUCAAGACUAAUAUGACAGGCGUAACGGGGGCUCUGGGGUUUAACGUUGCAGAUAGGUCUAUAAUACAUCCCUCUUUUGAGAUCCUUAAUGUUUUUUGGAAUGGGAAAAAGUUAUAUAGGGAGAUAGGGUACUGGUCUAACUAUUCAGGGCUGUCUGUUGUGCCCCCUGAGACUCUUUAUAGCAAGCCGCCUAACCGUUCUAGUUCGGCCCAGCGUUUGCAUGGCGGGGUAAUUGUGUGGCCAGGACAGACCACAGUUCAGCCGCGUGGGUGGGUUUUUCCCAACAAUGGGAGACAGCUAAGGAUUGGAGUGCCCAACAGAGUUAGUUAUAGGGAUUUUGUUUCUCAGGAUUAUAAUGAUAAUGGCGAUGUAGUCAUUAGCGGAUUUUGCAUUGAUGUUUUUCUUGCCGCCAUCAAGUUGCUCCCAUAUGCUGUGCCACACCAGUUCGUCCUGUUUGGGGAUGGGCACAAGAACCCGAGCUAUAGUGAGUUUGUAAAUAUGAUCACAUCUAAUGCAUUCGAUGCAGUUGUUGGUGACAUUGCAAUUGUGACAAACCGUACAAAGAUUGUGGAUUUCACACAGCCAUACAUAGAGUCAGGGCUAGUGGUAGUGGUACCUAUCAGCAAGCCCAAGUCUAGCGCUUGGGCUUUCUUGCGCCCAUUCACUCCAUUAAUGUGGGGAGUCACAGCAGCCUUUUUCCUUUUUGUGGGAGCUGUGGUAUGGAUUCUAGAGCAUAGAACAAAUGAUGAAUUCCGAGGUCCACCCAAGCAACAAUUCAUCACCAUUCUAUGGUUUAGCUUCUCAACCAUGUUCUUUGCCCAUAGGGAAAAUACAGUGAGCACUCUGGGUCGUAUGGUCCUAAUCAUUUGGCUCUUUGUGGUUUUGAUACUGACUUCAAGCUAUACUGCGAGUUUGACAUCAAUCCUAACAGUGCAACAGUUGUCUUCCCCCAUCAGAGGCCUUGAAUCCUUGGCAAUAAGCGGUGAGCGAAUUGGGUUUCAGGUGGGAUCUUUUGCUGAGAGCUAUUUGAAAGAAGAAAUCAACAUUGCCAAAUCAAGGCUAGUUGCGCUGGGCUCGCCUGAAGAAUAUGCAGAUGCCCUUCAAAACGGAUCUGUGGCGGCCGUGAUUGAUGAACGCCCGUAUAUUGAUGUGUUUCUUUCCAAGUAUUGUGGAAUGUUUCAGAUCGUGGGUCAAGAGUUCACCAGAAGUGGCUGGGGAUUUGCUUUUCCCAGGGACUCUCCAUUAGCCAUCGACAUGUCAACUGCCAUACUUGCGUUGUCAGAGAACGGAGAGCUUGAGACGCUGCGGGAGAGAUGGGUGUAUAGAAGAAGGGGGGACUGUGAAUGGGCAGGGUCAGGGAGCGUUGACCAACUCCAAUUGAGUAGCUUUUGGGGUCUAUUCCUCAUCUGUGGAGUUACGUGCUUGCUGGCUCUCCUCAUUUACUUCUGCUCACUAUCCCGCCAAUUCAACAAACAUUAUCCUCAACUCUCCGGCUAUCCUCACACUAACCCGCCCUCGCGUAUUAGAACCUUCUUAACUUUUGUAGAUGAGAGGGAGGAGGUCUCCAAGAACAAGUUCAAAAGAAAACGCAUCGAAACAACAACCACAGCUACUGAAAAUGGGGAUUAGUUUGAGUAUGGUACGAGUUUAAAGGUGUCUCAUACACUUAAACACUACUCAGAACAUUUCUUAAUCUAAUACAAAAAAGUCGGCCUGAGAAGUUCAGUUGGUCACAAGGUAAAAUUUAAAAAGAAAUAUACUUGACAGUCUUGUGUUAACAGGAAUAAUUUGUUGAUGGAAUUAGACUUAGUAUACCAUUAAUUGUAAUUAUUGAUAUUGAUGGAUAGAUUUGACAUAUAAUAAACUCUUAUCAUUAUGCAUUAA